Molecule: messenger RNA, 547 nt
Organism: Sphaeroforma arctica JP610
Lineage: Eukaryota; Ichthyosporea; Ichthyophonida
Exons: 6
Biological process (GO): magnesium ion homeostasis
Cellular component (GO): intracellular membrane-bounded organelle
Source: RefSeq, a predicted model, not a curated record
AUGACUACGGAACACAAUACACGGCAGGAGUUGAAGGAACUCGUGGCCCUACAUGGCAUAGGCCAUCGCCCGAAAGGUGCACACGGGUCCAAUUUGGACGGAGAGAGGACACCCCUACUGGGCACGGACACACCCGAAAUUCGGGAAGGUGGCAGUGGGAAUAUGUCGGAUGAAGAGGACGAGCCAUUGACUUUCGACGAGGUGACCAUCAUCAGAGCUGCUAUUGAGAUGACAUCCAAGACUGUUGGGCACGCCAUGACACCACUGGAAGCCGUAUUAGUUGUGAAUCUCAACAAGAUCAUCACAUACGCAUGGGUUUCCCAGGUACUUGAGGCAGGCCAUUCGCGCAUACCGAUAUACGAGGGAGACUGGAAUAACAUCAUCGGGUUCAUGAUGGUCCGCAAUCUGGUGCUGUGUGAUGUGCGGAACGGCAUCUCUGUACGUGAAAUGCCAAUGUUUCAGCUUUUCCACGUGGACGAAGAUUACAAGCUGUACGACAUGCUGAACAAGUUCCAGACGGGCAAGAGUCAUAUGGCAGUGGUAAAAG